Messenger RNA from Melanaphis sacchari, 1535 nucleotides. RefSeq names its product transcription factor Maf-like. Lineage: Eukaryota; Metazoa; Arthropoda; Insecta; Hemiptera; Aphididae. The annotation marks the transcript as partial. The transcript has a single exon. The record is from RefSeq and is a predicted model, not a curated record.
UUCAAUUUUUAUCUUUUGUUUUUCCAAACUAUUGACACACGUUUUUUUUUUUUUGUACUUCCACAGGUGGAGUGUAAAAAAGCGCAACCGAAGGAAGUGAUGCUGCCGGCCAACCUGGCGAAAACGCGAGCUGCUGGCCGUGGGACUUACGGUGAGUUUAUUGUUAUGAAAAAAUCAGGCGUGGGCUUAUGUGCCGCCGGCGGUGGGUCGCGCGUGUGCCAUCACCACCAUCAUCAUCACCGUAUGGUGGGUGGUUCGCCGUCCGGCGCGCAUCACCACCAACACCACGGUGUCGUCGGUGGCGUGGCAAGCGCUGUGUUGGGGGCUGGUGGUGGUGGUGGCGUUGGCUUCGGCUUUGGCGGGGGAGGCGCAGGUGUCGGAGGCGGCGGUGGCUCGAUGAUCGCGGCCACGCCAGGUUCCGCAGCCGCGGCCAUCGGUUACCGUUUCGCACCGUACCCGCUGCCGCAACAAUCGGUAGCCGCCGCCGCGGUGGCCGCCAGCCAACAGCAGCAACAGCAGCAGCAGCAGCACCUCCUUAUCCACCAUAACCACCACCACCAACAGCAACAGCAGCAGCAGCAGCAGCAACAACAGCACCACCUUCAACAACAGCAACACCUUCACCACCACCUCCAGCACCAUCAGCCGGCGGCCGCGUCGCUCGUACAGCUACCCAUGAUUGGAGCGAUGCAGCAGGCGGCCGCAUGUAAACGUCUGCUGGCCGCUGCGGCUGCCGGCGUUCGGUUGCCCGUCUGCAACCCGCAGCCGCAACAGCCACCCCCGCAGACGGUCGCAUUUAAUUUCCCUGAAGGACUCGCGUUCGCUGUCCAAGGCGUGCCCGGUGCCGCCGAGAUUCCCGCCCUGUACCAGACCUCUACCAUACCGAUAACGUUUUAAAUAAAUGUGUCCCUUGCGCUGCCAAAUUGUAAUCGCAUAACCCUUUGACCUCUGCAAAAAUCUAUCCCCCCACCGUUUUAACGCUGUUACUCCAAACCACUAUUAGCCGAUGACAACCUCAAAUAAAAAUGUAUAUAUUACACAAGAAAAACUAGUUUUUGUUCUUCUCAAACAAACCGAGUAUUAUAUAAAUGUAUAUAUAAAAAAAAAAAAAAAAAAACAAAAAAAAAAAACAGAAGAAUAUUGUGUGCGAUGGUAUUAUUAUAAUUAUGUUUGCGCGUGUACCAAAUGUGUUAGUCCGGGAGAGCUUUGGGACUCGUGUAGCAAAAAAAUACAAACAUUUUUUCUUGCGGCCUAUGUUUUACCGGUACCAAAGUGGAUGUGCUAGAACCGUAAGUUAACUAUAUCUGAUGUGGCCUGCUCUUGGUAUUUGUUUAUAAGUAAUUGUUUUUUUUUUUUUUUGCUAUUGUCAAUAUUAACCUAAUUCCUGUAGCGUAGGUAUUUAUGUAAUAAUAUUGUCGUCGUAAAAAAUUGUUUUCGAAAAACGAUUACAUUUUAACAUGUAAUCAUGAUGACGGAACACUUAUGAGCUUAGAAUAGACAGAAAAAUUAUAUCGAUACAACAUUAGAAUAUUAUA